Molecule: messenger RNA, 1425 nt
Organism: Dujonia railenensis
Lineage: Eukaryota; Fungi; Ascomycota; Pichiomycetes; Serinales; Debaryomycetaceae
Source: the annotation of a GenBank genome assembly
AUGACCUCUGUACUAGCAAGACGACUUCUGUCAAGAGGUGUAAGUUAUAGUUUUAGUAUAUUUGUAAGAUACAAUUCAUCAAAACUAUUCAAAGAGGAUAGCUUGGUAAAGAAUAAGAAUAAUUUUAAUGAUAAGUUGAUGGCUACUGUAGAUGGUAGGCUGCCGUAUGGACAAUUGGGAUUGGAUUAUGAAGAUGACAAGCUAAGAAAAAUAAUAGAAACUUCCAACUUUGGAGCAGCAAAGGAGGAGCAAAGUAGAAAGGAAUAUAGUGUUGGAGCAAGUACCGUAGAGCAAAAGGACAAUGAUUCUGUGAAUGAUUUGAAGAACGCGAACUCAUAUUCCGGUGAUAGUGAAGACUUUCUGAUCAAGAUGAAUGGUAACGAUGACAUUGGGAAUUCUAUUCAUAAUCAAAUUCCCAAUUUGCCGUCUGAUAAGGAGAACAAACGUAGUGAUUUAGCUAAAAGAUUGGAGAAGUAUUUGGAUUCUUUGCAAGAUACGAUAUUCACAGCUACCAGGGCAUUGAACGAUGUGACUGGGUAUUCUUCGAUUGAAAAAUUGAAAAAGUCUAUAGAUGACCUUGAGAACGAGCUAAAAAGAGCUAGAGAUCAGGUCAAAUCAAGUAAAGAACUAUACUCUGAGGCGAUAAGUCGUAGAUCUAAGCUGCAGAAAGAAGUGAACGAAUUACUUACCAGGAAGCAUAACUGGUCUGGGGAAGAUUUGGAAAGAUUUACCAAUUUGUAUAGAAACGAUCAUGCAAAUGAACAAGCAGAAGUAAAUGCGCAAGUAAAGUUGGAAGAAUCGGAAAGAAAGGUUGAUUCCAUUCAAUUGAAGUUGACCCAGCUGAUUUUGACUAGAUAUCAUGAGGAACAGAUUUGGUCCGAUAAAAUUCGUAGAGCGUCCACAUGGGGUACUUGGAUAAUAAUGGGGUUGAAUAUGGUAUUGUUCAUAGUUGCUACCUUCUUAAUUGAACCAUGGAAGAGGAAGAGAUUGGUUGGGUCCUUUGAAGAUAAAGUGAAGCUAGCUCUAUUUGAGACUAGUGAACAACAGAAUUGGAAGAUUGACGAAAUAAUGAAAGAAAAUCUGGAAAGGAGUAAGGCAGCGAGUAAGACCGACGCUGUUAAUAGAGGAAGUGAUAGUACUAGUGCCAAGUCGUGGUUUUUCAAUCUAGGAGGUGAAAAUGUACAGUUUGAUGAAAAACCCAAUCUGACAAGUAAAUUACCAGUAGAAGGUCUUCUAGACUGUACAUUGACCACAUCAGAUUAUGAAGAUAGUACGUUUUCAGUUGUCAAGGACAAAUUGCUGCAAUAUUUAUCCAAAGAUGUCAAAUACGUGCAGAUGGACAAAUCCAACCUCAAUUUCUUGUUUACAUCAUCCGUUGGUUUUGGAGUAUUGUUAGGAUAUGCAUUGACCUACUUGGUAAGGUAA